Molecule: messenger RNA, 1054 nt
Organism: Parasteatoda tepidariorum (common house spider)
Lineage: Eukaryota; Metazoa; Arthropoda; Arachnida; Araneae; Theridiidae
Biological process (GO): DNA-templated transcription initiation
Molecular function (GO): DNA binding
Source: RefSeq, a predicted model, not a curated record
GUGGAGAAGGUAAUAAGCAAUGCACAUGCUCCAAAACUUGAGCACACUGCAGUGUUUAUCUGAAAAUGAUAGUAAAUAAAUAUUUCUGCAAGUUGUUAAAUGCUCUUUUUUACAAUUAUUUAUUAUAGAUAGAUUAAAUUUAAAAAAAUAAAUUGUAACUAUUUUUGGUGGGCAUGAGCACGCGCAAUAAAUUCUACCUCACUUGCAAAGAAAUGGAAUGAUGCAAUCUCAUUCAGAUUUACUGUGGGAUUUAGGAGCCAAAACUAGACAGUCAAUAUCCGUGGCGGUAACAUGGAAGUUACUGUUGAUGAUCCACAUUACCAAUCUAACAAUGAAACAGAUGGCUCUUUAGAAGUACACAAUACUGCAAUAAACCCAAUACCACCUGUUCAAUCCAUUCCAUCUUCAACCGAAUCUGGAAUCAUACCAAAGAUUCACAAUGUUGUAUGUUGCGUUGACUUAGGAUGUUAUCUAGAUCUUUGCAAAAUAGCUUUUAGACUGAGAAAUGCCGAGUACAAUCCAAGAAGAUUCCAUGCAGUUAUCAUGAGGAUAUUAGAUCCAAAAACGGCUGCUCUUAUAUUUCGAACAGGAAAAAUUGUUGUGACUGGAGCUAAAAGUGAAACUGCUGCUCACUUGGCUGCAAGGAAAUAUGCAAGGUUGAUUCAAAAGCUUGGUUUCGAUGUACGUUUUAAAGACUACAAAAUCCAGAAUUUGGUUGCAACAUGUGAUGUCAAAUUUCCAAUCAAAAUUGAAGAUAUGUUUACAUGCUAUUACCAGUUUUCCAGGUAUGAACCAGAACUUUUCCCUGGACUAAUCUAUAGAAUGGUACAGCCUAGGGUGGUAUUACUUGUGUUUGUAUCUGGAAAAAUUGUGAUAACAGGAGCAAAGAGUACGUCUGAGUUAAAAGAAGCAUUUGAAAACCUUUAUCCAGUUCUUAAGAUGUACAGAAAGUUAUAAAUUGUUACUUUAAUGUUAUGUAAAUAGAAAAAAAAAAGACUGUACAUAGUGAACAGGUUAUCUAUUUUUGUAAAAACCAAUAAAAUUAUUAAAAUAA